Messenger RNA from Diachasmimorpha longicaudata, 3818 nucleotides. It is a transcript of the gene Ate1, whose product is annotated as arginyl-tRNA--protein transferase 1. The record is from RefSeq and is a predicted model, not a curated record. Gene Ontology annotation, molecular function: arginyl-tRNA--protein transferase activity. Gene Ontology annotation, cellular component: cytoplasm. The coding region runs from base 113 to 1699 and encodes 528 amino acids. NCBI's taxonomy places the organism in Eukaryota, Metazoa, Arthropoda, Insecta, Hymenoptera, Braconidae. Gene Ontology annotation, biological process: protein arginylation. The transcript has 7 exons.
CUUGGAAUUAUGAUUAUUCUUGUUAUGUCGCGGAGAACGUAAAAAAAUCACCUUGUGAAUUUGUCCGCAAUAAAAAUUAUGACAUGGCAAAUGGAUCAAUAAGUUAGUUGAAAUGGCUACGAACACAUACAGUAUUGUUGAAUAUUACUACGACAGUGCGCCAAAAAGGCAUUCGUGUGGCUAUUGCAAAAAAUUGAGGAGUUAUGAACGACAUGAAGAAGAAACGGAAAUAAUUCUAGGAAUGUGGGCCCACUAUCUGACUGUCCAGGACUACCAGAAUUUGAUUGAUAGGGGCUGGAGGAGGAGUGGGUGUUAUUGUUACAAACCUGUCAACACCCAGACGUGCUGUCCCAUGUACACAAUCAAAUGUGACGCAUUGGACUUUGUGGUUUCAAAAUCACAGAAAAAAGUUAUCAAGAGAAUGGCGAAAUUCUUGAAGGAUGGCGAAAGGAAGGUUCAGGAGAAUGAGAGUGGGAGAAACCACAAGCCUUAUAGCGGUCAAUUAUCUGAAAUUGACGUCGAUGAUCUCCCAGAAACAGAGCUUGCAGAGUAUGCAGCGCGUGCCCAAAAGAACAUUUUCCAGGAUGAGCCAAUGUUAGUCACCGCCACGUGCGAGAAAAGAUUAUCGCAGUGUCCAGAGAAUGUCACAGAAUCAAAAAUCAAACGAGGAUCACACGAUAAGAGAGAUAGCGUUCAAGUGCAACCAAUGGUGGAUGACAAUCAGUCAAAUCAACCGCAAAUUGUGAAACUAGUACCGGCUCCUGAAGGGCAGCCAAGAAAGAAGAAGCUGAUGAGGAUUGAGAGGGCGAAAAAUCGGCUGCUGGCCCAGGGUAAGACGCUGGCAGAAAUCGAAGAUUUUUACAGGAGAAAAAAGAAACCGAGUAGGGCGAGACCCAUUGAGGAGCUUUUACCGAAUUUAGAGGGUGGACAGAAUAAGUUAGAAUUGAAAUUAGUCAGAGUAUCGUCUGAGGAGUUUAUGGAGACUCUGGAUGAGAGCGUUGAACUAUUUAAGAAAUAUCAGAAGGCUGUGCAUCAUGAUAAACCUGAGGAUCGAGACAAGGCGUCGUUCAUCAAUUUUUUGGGGAAGAGCCCGUUGAUACACUGGAAAGUUGCUGGUGGUCCACCACUGGGGUACGGAUCCUUCCACCAACAGUAUCGGCUUAAUGACAAAUUGAUAGCCGUUGGAGUUAUUGAUAUCCUGCCCUACUGUGUAUCCAGCGUUUAUCUUUUUUAUGAUCCUGAAUAUUCAUUUCUUUCACUUGGCACUUUCAGCUCUUUAAUCGAAGUUCGACUGGUUCGAGAAUUACAUGCGUUAGUGCCAGACCUCAAGUACUACUACAUGGGCUAUUAUAUCCAUGAAAUUCCCAAGAUGCGCUACAAAGCUAAAGUAAGGCCAUCUUUUUUGCUCUGUCCUGAGACCUACACCUGGCAUCCUAUCGAGAAAUGCACACCAAAACUGGAUAAAGAUAAAUACUCACGUCUUAACGAAGACAUCAACGCCCUUGACGCGGAUUGUGUGAUCAGUGAAGACGACAUCAACCAAGUUCGGGUGUACUAUCGCGGUCCACGAUUAUACGGAGAGGUUCGCAAUACUCGGCUUAUGUGUAGCGGAAAGGAUGACAUGAAAGAAGUCAAGGAGUAUGCUGAACUCGUCGGUAGAAAAUGUGCUCAUAAUAUGUGUCUCUUCCGAUCGUGCUAAUCAAUCUGAUCCCUUAAAUCUUUGGAUUGACUUGGCGAAGAUUAACGGCUCCAUUUCAUUCGAUUUUUCUUCGUGAAUUUCAACUAAUAAUUGAAUUUCAAUAAAAUUCAUAAAACAUGAAUGAGCAUCUGUCCUUCAUACAUGCACCUGUCUUAGGUAUUAUUGCACCAUAAUUGUACAUUUGUACUUAUUGUGUUAUGUAAAACUUGUUGAUGUAAUUCAACGCUUCCUGGACUACAUUGCCUUGGAGAUGAGUAUUUUUUUUCAUGAAAAAUGAUACAGGAAAUAUUGCUUAAAAAAUUCAUUCAUGAAAAUUGUCGUAUCACAAUGAGUCUUUGCAAAAUUUGGAUUAUUAUCUGCGACCGGCGGUCUCGCCUUCUUCUCGGGGUUUCAAUUCGUUCCAACUCUGUACUUUUCCACUACCGCCAGCAAUAAAUAUUGCCAUGCAAGAGAUGCAAACUGUCGCUCCCAUCCAGAAGAGAAGUCUCCACUUUUCGAUUGGAUUCUGCAUUACAAAAAAUUUUUUUCAAUUCUUCCAUGCAAAGAAAUGAAUUUGUUUAACGACUACAAGUAUUUAUUUAAUUUUUUUGGGGCAUGAAUUAGUCGACAUGUAUUAACACCGAUGGAUCAUUUGCCACAUCCGCCCGUACAGGUCGUACUAUAAUUCCAAAAUCAUAUAGAAACGAUCUGUACCGACCGAUCUGAGGUCAUGAAUACAUGAAAUGUUCGUGUAGCUGUUUGAACACAAUUAUAAUCCCUGUCCCUUGAGUUAUUUAAAUUUUGUCCCAUGUUGCAUGUUGAUAAGCGAUGAUGUGAUCAUUUUCCACAAUUCCCAGUACUGGUCGUACUAUAAUUGGAAAUUCAUAUAGGUACAACGAAUACUGAGGAGUGUGGAAUGAUACGAUUAUUGAAACAUGAGUUGAGUGUGCGAAAAGCGAUCAAAAAGUUUGCACUAUUACAAAAAAUCCUAACAUCUAAGUAGCCUGAAAUAAGAGCUUUAACAUUCCCUGGAAAAUUAAAUGAAAAUUGAAGUGAUGAGUACUAAAUUAUGUUGAUUUUUCAAGUACAUGGCAAUUGAAAAUUGUUUCCCCUUGUUAUUUACCUACAAUGACAAUGGUGUAGUAAUGACCUAAAACUAAGACAAAAAAUGCGAGCAAGUGGUAGCAUAACAUCAGUUCAGCGAAAUUAUUCAUAAAAGUUAUAUUACUCAGUCGCUACACAGAUGAUUAUUCAUUUUUUCAGGAUUAUGAACCAUCGUACUAUAUUUACGCACCACACAGUAGCGACAGAUGCCCAUAAUCCUAAAAAAUUUUCCCAAUGGCGUGGCGAUUAAAUAAGCGUGAUGAGUAACUCCUUCCAUCCCGAGUACAAGUCGUACUAUAAUAAAAAUUCCAUAUAGAAACGACAUGCACUCAGGAUCCAAGGAGAAUGUUACUUAGGAAUUAGAUAAGCCGAUGAAGCAGAGGGCCCGCCCCGUAGUAACUUGUCGUACUAUAAUUGUAAUCCCAUAUAGAAACGAUAAACUACUACUGACUGAACCAUCUAAAUGUGCGAUAAAGUACCCAGAUGUAUGUGCUAUAAUUAUAAUUAGCCAUCCAAACGUCGAGUACAUUUCAACUGGAAAACUUUUUAAUUGCAGCGAUGUAACUUGAUAAGCGAUGAUUUUGUGUUAUGUAAUGCACAUGAAAAUCCAUGUGUUAAAACAAAAAUACAAAAAAGUGAUUGAAACAAUCACAAUUUCUCAGUACUGGAGCCGUACUAUGAUAGUUAUAUAACACAGUACAAGCUCGUACUAAGGUAUUGGGAUUGCUAAUGAAACAUUGAUAAGCAAUAAUGACAAAGCUUUCAAAUAGUUUAAAUUUUCCAUGACUUACGCCGUAUUUUCCAGCUACUUCUUCAACAACUGGUGAAAUAAUAAUCCCCGAUAAGCAUCCGAUGGUGUUCAUUAUUCCGUACAAGAAACCAGCGUAAUUCGGUGAUAAAUCUUGAUUAUUCGAUAAGUUUGAGAUUGAAGCGGCUCCAUUGAAGCCAAGUGCCAGGACAAGGAAGACGUUUGCCCAGAAGAAGGAGCAGCCGAGGUAGCCGACGAUUAUCAAGCAGAUUCCUGGCAAUAAGUGAG